This is a messenger RNA of Symbiodinium sp. CCMP2456, 1245 nucleotides long. Lineage: Eukaryota; Dinophyceae; Suessiales; Symbiodiniaceae. The record is from the annotation of a GenBank genome assembly.
AUGGUCAACAUCAUACCCGGUGAAGCUUAUCCAGGCAACUUCUCCGGUUUCGUGGUACUGUUCGCCACCGCAGAGACCGCUGGCCGGAACUACAUUCAGGAAGUUUGGCAGGCCAUGCGUUUCGUCGGCCUGGUCCCGCGAAGGUUCUACUUUUCCACUUUUGCCAACGGCGUAAUUGCCUACAGCCUCUUCUUCCCGGGGGGUGUCCCGGAGACACAGGUGGAAUGCUUGAAGCGCGCGCUUCUGUACUCGACGCUGCUGAAGGCCACGCCUGGAAACUCGGAGCUGGUUUACCGCAGCGUGAUGCAGUCCCAGAUCUCUCACGAGUGCGGUCUGUACGUCCUGGCCGCCGUCAAGUUUGUCUACACCUUCUUCCCCAAGGAGCAGUAUGCGCCGGAGUACAUCUCAGUGCAUAAGGUGCUGGAGCACGACGCCGCCAGCCAGAGGAAACUCGAGACCUUGUACAAGCUCUGUAUCAAGGACCUCCUGUCCACGGAAAGGAUCUACAGCCUGAUCCACCGCCACCCAAAUCUGGCAAGGCUUUUCUUCGAGGACUUCGCGCUGAUCGCCCGAGGAGAGCGGGAGCCGCACUUCAACGAAGAGCUAAGUUCGGUGAUCGACGAGGCCUGCACGGAUCCCCAAGAUCGGCAAAUUUUGAAGAUGUUCCUCACCUUCAACCACAGCCUCCUGCUGACGAAUUUCUUCAAGGCCCAGAUUCCAGGCGCUUUGUCCUUCCGCCUGGACCCGGCUGUGGCCUUGAAAGACAGACCGGCCUCUUUGUAUCCAGAAGUUCCCUACGGCAUCUACCUCGUGUGCGGCCGUGACUUCAUGGGCUUCCACACACGUUUCCGCGACGUGGCCCGGGGCGGGAUCAGGCUCGUGCUGUCCCGUGACAAGACCACCUACGAUCGCAACUUUGCCACACUUUUCGAUGAGUGCUACAACUUGGCAUUCACCCAACAGUACAAGAACAAGGACAUUCCGGAAGGCGGCUCCAAAGGUGUCAUCCUGCCAGACAGAUCAUGGCCCAACGGACAGAGUGGCAACGUGGUGGCUGGAUCUCUUCAGGGACCCCUGGGCAUGCAGUCAUGCUUCACCAGAUACUUGAAUGCCCUGCUGGAUUGCAUGAUGCCAGAAGAGAGCGGCAUUUUUGCAGGACACCUCAAGGGUCGCCGGGAGCUCCUCUUCUUCGGGCCGGACGAGAACACUGCGGGCUUUAUGGACAUGGGUGCGAAUGUGGCGAAG